UGGCAAUGCCGUAAAAUGAAACGAGUUUUAUUUUACCUCGCCAAAAUGGCUGACGCGUCGUCGUCGGUGCGCGUGAAAAAAAUACCCGAUAAUUUAUAUGAGGUGUGCUUAACUAAUUUAGUGAACUUUUUGCAGAAAUGUAAGUGCGAACGGAAUGAUUUGCGAUAUUUACCGGACAGCAUCCUUAUGGAUGUUUAUUACAAGAUGUUGCAGGAGAAGCGUCUCUGUAUCCUGGGCGCAGAACUAUCAGAGCUGGACAUCUUUGAGAGGCUGCUGCGCUUUUCGGGAGCACAGCUGAGACUGCUGCAAUGCUUUCAGGCGGUGAUAGAGCACGGCUCGAAGCUGUCCGCGGAGCUGGCCUGCGGCUACCUCGCCAGGUGCGACGCCAGCACGGACUCAAACAACACACUCAUACAACUGGGACUACGGCUGGGUGGUUUCCUGAACGAGGCCGGCUGGUACGCGGACGCUCAGAGGGUCCUCGUACGAUGUCGGGACCUCUGCCAGGCCCAGCCGCAGACGAUACAUUACAAACGAUUGACCCUAGAAUGCUGUCACAGACUUCUGAACACCCAGUCGGCGUACUGCUGUUUAGCGGCCGCUGCGGAGACGUACGAGCUGGCCCUCCAGCUGCUGGGCCUGCCGGGAGACGCCGCCCUCCGCCUCACCGACAGGCCCAUGCAGGUCGCCGGGGAGUGGUUCGCCAGUAUGCUGCAGGACUACGAGGAAGACAGUGAGCUGAGUGCGAGCUGCGGCUCGUGGAAGGCGUCGUCGCUGCUCGCUCGCCUGUGCAAGGAGUUCAGCGCUCUGUUCUUCUUCCGCUGCGACUACAGCGCCGCCCACGCCUGGAGCCUGGCCGCGCUCAGCCUCCUCACCCCGCACACGCCCGCCAAGAUAACGGUGGAGGUGGUGCGCGCGUGCGGCAAGGCGUGUGUGGUGAAGCGGCGGUUCAAGGCGGCGGGUCUGCUGGUGAGGCAGGGCGUGUCCCUGGCGAGGGCGGCCUUCGGCACCCACCACCCGCGGUACGCCGCCGCCCUACUCGACUACGGCUUCUACCUCCUCAACGUGGACUCCAUCACUCACAGCGUGGCCGUGUACGAGGAGGCGCUGGGUACCCUCCGACGCGUGUUCGGUCGCAGCAGCCUUCACGUGGCCACGGCCCAGGAGGACCUCGCCUACGCCCUGUACGUGCUGGAGUACUCCUCGGGGAGGUUCUACAAAGCCAGAGACCACGCGGAGAGGGCUAUAAGGAUUAUUGAAAACCUCGUGCCUCCUGACCACUUGCUGCUCGCGUCUGCGAAACGCGUUAAGGCACUCAUUUUAGAAGAAAUCGCCCUGGACACACCCGCGGGGCAAGACAUGAGAGAGCCGAGUCUUCUAGAGGAGUCCGAGGCGCUCCAUAAAGCGGCGCUCGAGCUGAGCAUGAUGGCGUUCGGAGAGAAGAACGUUCAGACGGCCAAACACUACGGAAACCUCGGCAGACUGUACCAGAGCAUGCAGAAGUUUAAGGACGCAGAAACCAUGCACCUCAAGGCCAUAGCGAUAAAAGAGGAACUUCUCGGGGCCGAGGACUACGAGGUCGGCCUGAGUGUGGGACACCUCGCCUCGCUCUACAACUACCACAUGAACAUGCAUCGCGCGGCUGAGAAACUAUACCUCAGAUCUAUAUCUAUUAGUUUAAAACUGUUCGGCGAGCGGUACUCGGGGCUGGAGUACGACUACCGCGGGCUGGUGCACGUGUUCACUCAGCUCAAGAGGCACGAACGCGCUCACCACUACAACGCUCUGUUACAGCACUGGCACGAUCUCCGCGAGCAGUCCAAGGCGGAGCAGCAGCCGGCGCUGGGAGACGAGCAGGUGAUGCCGCUGGAACAGCUGCAGGCGCACUUCUUCAACAACAACGACUGAACCCCUCGUGACCCGCUGGCGAGAUCUGUCGACUACUGCCAUGAUGUAGCUUCGCUUGCGACUCUGUUAGAGUUAAUGUUGUGGCAACACUGACGGCUCUGUCUGAGUUAACGAUAUUCCAUUGGAUCUUUUCGUUCGAUGCUUCAAAGACAGCGUCCGUCUAGGAUUGUUUUAUGAGACUUGUCUCGGUCACGAAACGUCUUUGAAUGUGAUAAAUUUUCUGUAAAAAAAUAUUAAGUAAACUCGACAGAUCUACCGAUAGAGCUUUUAUGUUCCUCACGUGUAAGUAAUGUUUUUUAUAUAUAUAUAAACUUGUAUAAAUCUUAGUUUAUGAUUUAUCGCUUUAAGAAAAUUAUUUUUAGUAUAUAUUUUGACGUGCAAUGACGGCAGCAUGUGUAAAUAUUGAUUUGUUAACGCCAGUGUUGCCAGGUUUUAAUCUUCGCUCGUGUAUAAAGCGUCGGAUGUCUCACGAUAAGCUAGGCGGUACUUAACAAUAUAUCGGACGGGUGACGGCUGUACAUAGAAGCGCGCCGGGCACCGUUUUGGCAAUACUAUAUAUCGGUAACUUUAAAAAUGCUUAUAAUAAGAUAAAAAUCUCAAAGAUUUAGAUAAUGCCGGGAAUGUAAGCGUUCCUUAUUUAGAUGAAUACGCGCAGUCGAUGAGUAUUUUAUUAAAUUUUAUAUUCAAAGUGUAGGCAAUUUGUAAUUGUUCGAUAGUCUGUAGCGUUACUGGUAUAGAGAUGAAUAUGAAUUGUCUAUGUUUGUGUAUUGUCUAUGGCUGUACAGAUGAUGGAUGGCAGAGUUGUGGAGCAAAUAAAUAAGUUUUAUGAUGA
Molecule: messenger RNA, 2740 nt
Organism: Danaus plexippus (monarch butterfly)
Lineage: Eukaryota; Metazoa; Arthropoda; Insecta; Lepidoptera; Nymphalidae
Gene: Pat1
Product: amyloid protein-binding protein 2
Exons: 13
Coding region: 16-1908 (630 amino acids)
Biological process (GO): intracellular protein transport
Molecular function (GO): protein binding
Source: RefSeq, a predicted model, not a curated record